GACGGCGGCUGAAUUCGAGACGAGCGUAAAACCGUUUUGCUGUACAAUAUUACCACUUCGGACGAAGGCUAUGAUGAUGCGAUGGUAACUGUAGAUCUCCCUUUUAGACGGAAACCUCGAUAUUCACGAAUUUCUAAUCACUUCCUCCCAUAUUGGUGUUUUGCUUGCUGCAUCCCCUGGCCCUGACCUGCCCCAUCCUGCUUUGUUGUUGCAUCUGCCUUAGCCACUGCAGAUUAUCGUUAAUUUGAUAGCCACCGCUUGGAUCUGAUAUCAUUCUGCCUCGGACAUGCGGGUCCAUCCUCAAUUAUUUAUUGUCCCAACUAGUUCUACGCAUCGUACUUUAUCGUGUUCAACACUGAAACCCUUACAUUCCGUAGUUUUCCGGUGCGCCCGACAUGAUAAUAUUUCCUUUCCGGCAUCACCCAUUCCGGCCAAUAACAUUAGCGUGAUUCGUUAUACGCCGUCUUCACUACUCCACUACUACGACAGCUUCAUCCAAACUCGGCAUAAUCACAGACACACUACCCGAACGAUGUCGACCUCAAAUAUGAAUAAGAAGGCUUUCGAUCCCAUCCAAAGAACUGCAUCUCCAUAUCCUGACAAGAGCAGUGUUGGUCCUUCGCACAUUAUUGCACAACACCAACCUACAAACAACUAUCAUUCUUCAUCACUCUCCACUCUCAAAAUGGUUUCUACAAAUCCAAGCGUCAAUCGCACAUCACUUCACCCAAGCGGUGUACAACCACAAGUUGAGCACACCGAGCUUGAGGAGGAACUUCACGAGAACGCACAUAUCGAUUAUGAUCGUGUAGCUAUUGUUCCUAAUCCAAGUGUCGCUGCCCUUUACGAAGAUGCACUUGUUUACGAAACUGGUUCUGCCAUCACAUCUACCGGUGCUCUCACUGCAUACUCUGGAGCUAAGACAGGUCGCUCGCCCUUAGACAAGAGAAUUGUCAAAGAACCAUCAUCUGAAAAUGAGAUUUGGUGGGGACCAGUCAACAAGCCAAUGACACCUGAUGUAUGGAGAAUCAACCGUGAACGUGCAAUUGAUUACUUAAACACGAGAAAUCGUAUUUACGUCGUCGAUGGUUUCGCAGGAUGGGACGAGAAAUACAGAAUCAAGGUUCGAGUCGUAUGCGCUCGUGCCUACCACGCUCUUUUCAUGCGCAAUAUGCUCAUUAGACCUGAACGCAAAGAUCUCGAACAUUUCCACCCAGAUUAUACUAUUUACAACGCAGGAUCUUUCCCUGCUAACAGAUACACCGAGGGUAUGACUUCAGGUACUUCAGUUGCUAUCAACUUCGCAGCGAAGGAGAUGGUUAUCUUGGGUACUGAGUACGCCGGAGAGAUGAAGAAGGGUGUUUUUACAGUUCUCUUCUACGAGAUGCCUGUCAAGCAUAACGUUCUCACUCUUCACUCGUCAGCCAACGAAGGUAAGGACGGAGACGUCACUGUCUUCUUUGGUCUUUCGGGUACCGGUAAAACAACACUUUCAGCAGACCCCAACCGUGCCUUGAUUGGUGACGACGAGCACUGCUGGAGUGACCGUGGUGUUUUCAACAUUGAGGGUGGUUGCUACGCUAAGUGCAUCGGUCUUUCAGCAGAGAAGGAGCCUGAUAUCUUUGGCGCUAUCCAAUUCGGCUCUGUUCUUGAGAACGUUGUUUUUGACCCAGACACUCGUCUUGUUGAUUAUGAUGACUCAACCUUGACUGAGAACACCCGUUGCGCAUACCCAAUUGAGUACAUUUCCAACGCUAAGAUUCCUUGUCUAUCGACAAACCACCCAAGCAACAUCAUUCUUCUUACAUGUGAUGCUCGUGGUGUCCUUCCACCCAUUUCCAAGCUUGACUCCGCCCAAACCAUGUUCCAUUUCAUCUCCGGUUACACCUCAAAGAUGGCCGGUACCGAAGAUGGUGUCACAGAGCCACAGGCUACCUUCUCAUCUUGCUUCGCGCAACCUUUCUUGGCUUUACACCCAAUGCGUUAUGCUAAGAUGUUGGCUGAGAAGAUUGAGCACCACAAGGCUAAUGCUUGGUUGUUGAACACUGGAUGGGUUGGAGCUGGUGCUACCACUGGUGGCAAGCGUUGCCCAUUGAAAUACACUCGUGCUAUUCUUGACGCAAUUCACUCUGGAGAGCUUGCAAAGGUUGAGUAUGAAAACUACGAGACCUUCAACCUCCAAGUACCAAAGACUUGCACCAAUGUUCCAUCGGAAUUGUUGAACCCAAGAAAUGCAUGGAGUCAAGGAGAGGAUAGCUUCAAAGCCGAGGUUAACAAACUUGGUGGUCUCUUCGUUGAGAACUUUAAGAAAUACCAGUCGGAAGCUACUGAGGAUGUCAUUGCAGCAGGGCCAGCUGUUAAGGUUUAAGGGGUGUAUAUAAUAAGGGUUUUUGAUUUUUGAUUUAAGCAAAACAUAUGCUGGCGUUCUUUAUUAAUGGGAUGUAUCGGAUGUAGCACUAAGCAUCAAGCAUCAAGAUUUAAGUAACUGAAUGAACAAAAUUUAUAAUUAUAUUUGAUGAGCA
Molecule: messenger RNA, 2522 nt
Organism: Botrytis cinerea B05.10
Lineage: Eukaryota; Fungi; Ascomycota; Leotiomycetes; Helotiales; Sclerotiniaceae
Gene: Bcpck1
Product: Bcpck1
Exons: 6
Coding region: 533-2368 (611 amino acids)
Biological process (GO): gluconeogenesis
Cellular component (GO): cytosol
Molecular function (GO): phosphoenolpyruvate carboxykinase (ATP) activity; ATP binding
Source: RefSeq, a predicted model, not a curated record